Molecule: messenger RNA, 1982 nt
Organism: Mercenaria mercenaria
Lineage: Eukaryota; Metazoa; Mollusca; Bivalvia; Venerida; Veneridae
Exons: 2
Coding region: 81-680 (199 amino acids)
Molecular function (GO): protein binding
Source: RefSeq, a predicted model, not a curated record
GAAUCAAUAGCAAAUAAACUGCGCAAUACUUUGAAAACAAAUUUAGUAUUUUGAUAGCAGGUGUAAUUUGCAAUUCAAAAAUGGCGAAUUAUUACUACAUGAUUGCAUUUCUUCCUCUAGCAGUCGCUUCUACAGCGUUUGCACACCAGGAAAGUUCACGAUGUGUGUUUUCUUUCAUGGAAAAUAUGUUGGAGAAAAUGUUCAAGAUGAGAGCCAGAAUGGAAGAGAUGGAACAAAAGAUCGCCGAAGUGGAGUCGCGCCAGGCUAACAACACCAAUGUAAAGACCCCUGUUGUUGCAUUCAGAAUUAUGCUAAACAAAACCCUCGGAAGUGUGUCCUCGGGUACGAUGGUGAAAUUUAAUUUGGUGGAUUUUAACAUUGGAAACGCUUAUAAGGAAGGAAUAUUUACGGCGCCGUACAGUGGAACAUACCUGCUUUCCACCACUCUAGGAAAUCCAGCUGCAAAUCCCGGGGAAUUUUUCAUGAAGAAAAAUGGCGUUGGAAUAGAGUUUAAUAUUGCUGGGCAUACGUCUGGAUUUAAUGUCGGUGGUGUUACAACGGUUGCAAAGCUUUUAUCUGGUGACAGAGUGUGGGUAGAAGGAAGUGGCCGUAUAACCGGACCGUACGAUAUACCUGGAUACUACACCAGCUUCUCUGGUUUUCUGAUCAAUACAAUCUGAAAUUAACAUAUCAUCAAAAUUGCAAAUGAAGUAUAAAACACAAUCAGUUUUUGUUUUCUAAAGAUACAGCUUUUGUUACAUUCUAUUUAAGAAAUAAUCGUGUUUUAACGUUAUUAAUACACGAAAACAGGUUAUACCUCCGUGGAAUAAUUUCUGCCUACGUAUAACCGAUUUUGAGUGUAUUAAUUUUAGUAAACACGAUUUUUCUAUACAUUAUUUUGAUUCUAAUAUGCCCUUUAUCUAAAACAAUAGAAAAAAUAUAGUAACGCUCUUUUGGUCGCAACAAAAACAUUGACGUCAUCGCACGUUAACGUGACGUCAUUUAAACGUAAGCGUGGCUUAACAGAAACAAGAAUAUUUGAUGUAAAUGUAGAGUAUUACCUAAUAUUAUUGACUUGAGCAUAUUUCACUUUACCCUUGUCAAAACAUAUGUUGACUGUCUGGUAACUCUUGAUUCACUAUAAUUUAAAUACAAAAUUUAAAUAGUGCCUUUUAAUAAUUAUGUUCAUGUGUAAAUAAUGCAAUGGUCAUUGUCAACCUUACACUGAUUCGCUAUGUACGCAUUAUUUAUAUUGUGUACAAUCAUGAAAGACAAAUAAAUAGUAUUUUGUUUUGGGUUUAACGCCGUUUUAAACAGUAUUUUAGUUGUGUAACGUCGGGCAGUUAACCUGACCAGUGUUCCUGGAUUCUGUACCAGUACAAUUCUGUUAUCAGCAAGUAACUGCCAACUUCCCCACAUGACCCAAAGGUGGAUGAUGAAUUAUUUCAGACACAAUAUCUUUUCGGAGAACAUACGGCCCGCCAAGGGAAGAUCUGCGAUCUCCCUACUGCGCUAAGCGGGCAGGCAAAGUCAAGCAAAUGACAUCAUUGCCUUAAGCUUCAUUGGACUAUUUAAGCACUUAAUAUUCAACUGAUUGUCAAAUUCAAUGUUGAAGACAUCCAUUCAUAUUUCGUGAAGCGAAUUGCCAACUCUGUUUUUUAGACCAGACGGCGCACGCCUUUCAGCCUUAGAACGUCUAGCCUUGCGUGACUGUUUAAACAUUUCAGUUUUGUCACGUAUGCUAUCAAAGAAAAAAUGUGAAAUAAAGACGAAACUGAUAAGUAUUCAUUUUAAAAACUGGUGCUGCAAAAAUUACAAUUUUAUAUGAAGUAAACCAUUUACCCAAAUAACUAUAUGAUACCACUCAUUUUCAUCUAUCUCCUACAAAAGAUCAACCCACGUAAGACUUUUCUAGGGAGCAUAUUAAUAUGGAACACAAAUUACGUUUAAAUGUCAAUGUCAGUGUUUUAUUUUAUUGACGU